Caenorhabditis angaria is the source of this 864-nucleotide messenger RNA. The record is from the annotation of a GenBank genome assembly. NCBI's taxonomy places the organism in Eukaryota, Metazoa, Nematoda, Chromadorea, Rhabditida, Rhabditidae.
AUGAAAAAAUCAUCUACUGCUCGAAUCAUCUACUGCUCUUUUCUCUAUGCAAUUUGCUACAAGGAACCCGAAGAACAUUCACUCGAUAUUGUUUUGAAACCAAUUUGGAAUCAAAUUUUUCGACCAAAGAUUGAUUCGAAAUCUGAUGAACCUCAAAAUAUCGAAUGUUAUUUCCACAAUUUUUGCUACAGUCGGAUUCAAUUUGUUGACUGAUGAUGAAAUAUUGAAUCGAACAUCAUUCAAAUUUUUGCGGGAAAAUUUGCAUCAAUUAUUUCAUGAAUCACAAAAUGCUAUCUCGAACUGUUAUGCUGUUGAAACAACUCCCAAAUUGUGAAAUUUGAAGUUGAUUGGAUGGUUUGGAUGUGAUGAAUGUUUUUCCGAUUCUUCCUUCGAGUGAGUUUUUUUUUUGAAAUAAUUUUGUAAGAAUGAGUGUGUCAACACGUUAAUUUGUACUUUAUUUAAUCGCCUCGAAAUUUCACUGAAAAAUGUUUGAAAAAUAAUUGAUGAUGAUGAAAAAAUAAAAAAUUUGAAUAAAAAUUAAUAAAUAAUUUUGCAGAUCGUUUCACUAAAUCGACGAAUCUUUUGGUUUUAUUCGAUGACUCAAGAAUUCAAGAAUCAUUCGUUGUUGAUCAUCGAUUAUCAACCGGAAAAUGUUAUGAUUUUGAUAAAAUUCAUUCGGAAAGUGUUCAAUGGUUCAUGCUCGUUUACCAAUUAAUGUCUGGAAACAGCAUUCUUGUUUUGCAUCACAAUUUGCUAAUCGAGUAUAUGUUUGAUUAUGAUUGGUGGAUCGAAUCAUCUACUGCUCUUUUCUCUAUGCAAUUUGCUACAAGGAACCCGAAGAACAUUCACUCGAUAUUGUUUUGA